AGAGAGAGAGAGAGAGAGAGCUAGAGAACCAGGGAUAGACAGUGACGCUUCAAGUACAAUAAUUAGAUUCAAUGGACGAAAUGCUGCUGUUGAGAAUUACGCUUGUGUGCUUGAUCUGCUGCUCUUUGGUGUCCUCUGGGCUGGCUUGUGGGCCAGGCAGGGGCUAUGGAAGGAGAAGGCACCCGAAGAAGCUGACUCCUUUAGCCUACAAGCAGUUCAUCCCCAAUGUGGCCGAGAAGACCCUUGGGGCCAGUGGCAGAUAUGAAGGGAAGAUCACAAGAAACUCGGAGAGGUUUAAGGAGCUGACUCCCAAUUACAAUCCUGACAUUAUAUUUAAGGAUGAAGAGAACACUGGGGCUGACAGGCUCAUGACACAGAGAUGCAAAGACAAGCUGAAUUCUCUCGCCAUUUCAGUGAUGAACCAGUGGCCAGGGGUAAAGCUGAGGGUCACGGAAGGCUGGGACGAGGAUGGGCACCAUUCUGAAGAAUCUCUUCAUUAUGAGGGGAGAGCCGUGGACAUCACUACCUCUGACAGAGACAGGAGCAAGUAUGGCAUGCUAGCCAGGCUGGCAGUGGAGGCUGGAUUCGACUGGGUCUACUACGAAUCCAAAGCCCAUAUCCAUUGCUCUGUUAAAGCAGAAAACUCUGUCGCUGCUAAAUCUGGAGGUUGCUUCCCCGGGUCAGCUUCGGUAAUUCUGCAGGAUGGGAGAAACAAGCUGGUCAAAGAUCUCAAUCCUGGAGAUAAAGUGCUGGCCGCCGAUGACCAAGGGAACCUAGUCCUCAGUGACUUUAUGAUGUUCAUAGACAAAGACCCCGAAUCCAGAAGAGUUUUCUACGUGAUUGAAACGGAGGAGCCCCACAAGCAGAUCGCCCUCACUGCAGCUCACCUCCUCUUCGUUGCCGACAGCAACACCACCGCUGGUUUUCAUUCCGUCAAAGCAACAUUUGCUAGCAAAGUUAAACCCGGCCAGAGGGUGUUCAUAACUGAAGGCGUCGGCAACCAAGUGAAACCUGUCGCGGUGAAAAGGAUUUAUUUGGAAGAGUAUGAAGGUUCCUUUGCCCCCGUCACCGCCCAGGGAACCAUUGUGGUGGACCAGGUAUUGGCCUCUUGCUACGCUGUAAUAGAAGAGCACAGAUGGGCUCACUGGGCCUUUGCACCCCUACGAAUCUCCUACGGGGUCGCGUCUUUGUUGUUUUCUAAAGAACAUUUAAACACCAACAGCACCGUACAAGACAACGGUGUCCACUGGUACUCCAACGCGCUGUAUCAAAUAGGGACUUGGGUCUUGGAUAAGGGCUCGUUUCACCCACUUGGGAUGUCAAUAAACUCUAGUUGAAAUAGCGAAAUAAAAAAACAAACUGAAAAAUAAAACAGAAAAAAACGAACUAAGACUUUUAUUUAGAACAAAACACGAACGUAGAACUAAAGAGACCCCAAGAAGUUCUGGAAUAUUUAUUUCACUGACAUUUAGUGUCUCUUUAAAAAUAAUAAUAAAAAAGAAUACAUGGACCUUC
Messenger RNA from Polyodon spathula (Mississippi paddlefish), 1515 nucleotides. Its product is annotated as sonic hedgehog protein A-like. The transcript has 3 exons. Gene Ontology annotation, biological process: protein autoprocessing; cell-cell signaling; regulation of gene expression. Bases 72 to 1337 code for a protein of 421 amino acids. The record is from RefSeq and is a predicted model, not a curated record. Gene Ontology annotation, molecular function: calcium ion binding; patched binding. Lineage: Eukaryota; Metazoa; Chordata; Actinopteri; Acipenseriformes; Polyodontidae.